This is a messenger RNA of Pseudoliparis swirei, 1664 nucleotides long. RefSeq names its product lymphocyte antigen 6G-like. The record is from RefSeq and is a predicted model, not a curated record. NCBI's taxonomy places the organism in Eukaryota, Metazoa, Chordata, Actinopteri, Perciformes, Liparidae. The coding region runs from base 270 to 578 and encodes 102 amino acids. The transcript is spliced from 3 exons.
UGCACGUGUCACACACACCUGUUCACUUGUUGUUCUAAUCUGAGAGAUUCUCUCAUACAACAGCAUAGCGUAUGUGUCUGUUCCCCCCUCCCAAUAAAAGAGUGAACGCUGUCUCGAGGACAAUGAGGUCACUUUCGGGUUGAUGUUGUUCUAGGUCAGUCGGGACAAGGCUUUGUGAGGAAAUGCAAAUGCCCAAGUUUCAAAUGAAGAAGUUGGGCUGAGAGAGACGCUCCAGUUCUUGACCGGUAAACAAUCACUCCUCCUCCGCGAUGCAGCUGUAUGGAGCUCUGGUGCUGCUCCUGACUCUGUCUGCAGCAUGUGGAUUAAGAUGUUACACAUGCACAGCCAGCGACCCCAGAGACUGCACGGACACCAAGUUGUGUUCUGUCUUCUUCAACCGUUGUUUCUCUCUCAGAAUAGACGGUUUUGCCGUGGUUAACAAGGGCUGCCAAACCCGCUUAGUGUGUGUAGGUGCCAUGAAAUGCUGUGAAGGGGACUUGUGUAACAGCGCCACCCCAACUGGUCCCAGUGUCGUCCUCCUGCUCGUGUCUUCGGCCAUGAUCACGCUCUCUCUCUGAGGCUCUGGGAUUUUGUUCUUUUCUUUGUGUCAACGCAGCACUUUUUUUCCUCUUUCCGAUUUGUAAACUACAAAAACUGUUUCUAAGUGAGUGAGACGGCCUUUCGUUUGAAUGUCAAACUUGUGGGACAUUUGGUCUUCAAAGUCUAACAAAGUCUCUGGAAGUUGGAGCAGGGUGAUGUGGCUCAUGAUUUAUUUUGUGCUAUAUUAAAUGAACUUAUAGACAUUUAUUUUGAAUAAUGACAGGAUGGACAUAAUUCUUAAGGGCUGUGGGAAUUUUCAGUUGUAUACUCUAAUACUGGUACAAGAGACACAGUCGGUAACACACACAAAAAUACUCUCAAUAGAUUUUCAGCUUUCAACUCAACUGUACAACACACUACACAUGGUUCUCUCUCUAAGAAUUGGACAGGAAUCUAAGAUAGUCAUUUUGUUGCCAUUCUGGUAGAAUAGAUACCCGCACACGUAAAUCUAUGCAAAGAACACUAUAGCUUUAGCUUUAGGUCUCAGAGCACACAUGAUUCAGCAGGGAAAAACAAAUUGGUACACAAAGCAGUACACCUGUGCACACCAGGUGGUAGAGCCCCCGCCUCCUGUUUACUACAGCAGUCAAGUACACAAUGUAGACGGACAAACAUCACAUACAAUAACGGAUCGCCAUAAGUGAUAUUUGAUCAAUUCAUAUUAAAUAGAACUUUGAGGCGGAUGAGGCUGGAGCCAUCAUUAAUCAAAGAUCCCCAAAUCUAUAAUGGUAAAACAAUCUAAAAUUAACUAUAGAACAAAGGGCUAUCAGACAGGGACUGUCAUAAAACAUAGAUCCCAAAUUCUACAUUAAAUAACUUUGAUUACAGUAAAACGCCCAUAUCAGACUAUAUGUACUAUAUCCUAUGAAGACUAUGCGCCGUUUGGAUUUUCAGCACAAAACCACAGAAAAUAAUACAUAUUUUACAAACACUUUUUCUAUUUAGUGAGUGAGACGUGUUUCAUUUAAAUGUUUAGUCUUCAGAGUCUUAACUUGUUUGGAGUAUGCAGCUUUUUGUUUGUGUUUGUUUGUCGUUGAGUUGACAAUAAAUUUCUCUCACCUCUC